Molecule: messenger RNA, 972 nt
Organism: Auanema sp. JU1783
Lineage: Eukaryota; Metazoa; Nematoda; Chromadorea; Rhabditida; Rhabditidae
Source: the annotation of a GenBank genome assembly
AUGGGACUAUGUAAAUGUCCGAAGAAAAAAGUAACAAAUUUAUUCUGUUUUGAGCAUCGAGUGAACGUCUGUGAACAUUGUCUUGUAGAGAAUCAUGGCAGUUGUGUCGUUCAAAGUUAUCUUCAAUGGCUAACUGAUUCUGAUUUUGAUUCAAAUUGUACUCUCUGUGAAAAUCCUCUAAACGCUGCAGAAACUGUACGUUUACAAUGCCUACACGUGUUUCAUUGGUCUUGCUUGGAUGCUUGGGCGAGUAGAUUCCCUGCUACUACUGCUCCAGCAGGUUAUUAUUGUCCAUGUUGCAGAGAAACUCUUUUCCCUGACUCGAAUCAAGUUUCUCGUGUCAUAGACCAACUUCGCACUUACUUAGAAAAGACUAACUGGGCUAGAGCAGGAUUAGGACUUCCAGUGCUACCGGAGUUGCAAAAAGCUGCUGUACCGUUUGCCACUCUAGUUAGUUCCUCAUCUAAAAGCCGUGAUGAGGCUCCCCCAUCUUUGCCAAAACCUCCAAGCGGAGGAGUUUCACAUCAAGUUUAUGAACCCCCACAAACUAACAGCUUUAGAACUGCAACUCCUGCCACCGCUCUCGAGAUCGAUGACGUUCGAUUCACACAAGCAAAUGACGAAGUUACGUUUACUGCCAGGAAAAAAUACGGAGGUGCCGGCGCCGACACGCAGCCUCUUUUAAACUCAGAAAGAGAUGUUGAUAGCGAAGCUAAUAAAUAUAAAAGACGCCCAGUUCGAGAAUGGCUUGGAGGGUUAUGGAGGGCGAAGUAUGGCAGUGCUGCUCCUCGUGGUAUAUCAGGUCCCAAGAAGUUCGCAGUUCUUUGCAUAUUCGUUCUGAUUGUACUUCUCACUGUGUAUACCCUGCUUUCUCGAAGUGGUGUUUCUUCUGAAUAUGACCCUCUCCUCGAUCCCAUGGCAAAUCCUAAUAUUAGAGUUGCUUCAGAUGAUUUAUUGUCUAAUCAUUUGUAA